Cryptococcus deneoformans JEC21 is the source of this 1481-nucleotide messenger RNA. Its product is annotated as protein-Golgi retention-related protein, putative. Gene Ontology annotation, cellular component: endosome; retromer complex. Bases 184 to 1071 code for a protein of 295 amino acids. Lineage: Eukaryota; Fungi; Basidiomycota; Tremellomycetes; Tremellales; Cryptococcaceae. The transcript is spliced from 6 exons. Gene Ontology annotation, biological process: retrograde transport, endosome to Golgi; intracellular protein transport. The record is from RefSeq and is a predicted model, not a curated record.
AUCAGAUAGCACGCUGGCAUCCACGUAGUUGUUGAGGAGAUACGUUAUUAUAGAGAGUUGUGUAUCACACCGAAGUCAGUCUUCUUGCAGCGGCUCGUAAUAGCGUGAUUUGGAUACCUGCCUCAACAACAGUCAACGAGUCAUUCUCAUCCUCUUUACAAACAAUCGACACGCUUAUUCAUUAUGGCAUCUUUCUUCUCAUUCUCCUCAGUCCCUGUCGACAUUGAGAUUAAGCUACAGGGCGAAGAGGGUCGCAGGCAAGUGGAAGUCAAAGGUGAGAAGGAUCAGCGGGAGCUGUGUGCAGUCUAUUACGACGGUGAAAGUGUCAGCGGACAAGUAAACGUCCGAGUUAAGGAUGGCAAGAAGUAUCAGCAUGAUGGCAUCAGGAUCGAAUUGAUCGGCAGUAUAGAACUCUUCUACGAUAGAGGAAAUCACUACGAGUUCGUAUCCCUCUCUCAAGAGCUGGCCGCCGCUGGAGAGCUUCGCCAUGCUGAGAAAUACGACUUCAUCUUCAAAAAUGUGGAGAAACAGUACGAGUCGUAUGCUGGUAUAAACGUCAAAUUACGAUAUUAUCUACGAGUGUCAAUGAAUCGCAUCAGUAAGGAGAAGGAAUUUUGGGUGCACUCAUACCGGAUGCCCCCAGAAGCCAAUUCGGGUAUUCGGAUGGAAGUCGGGAUCGAGGAUUGCCUUCAUAUUGAGUUCGAGUACAACAAGGCCAAAUAUCAUCUUAAAGAUGUUAUCGUCGGGAAGAUAUACUUCCUUCUCGUUCGUAUCAAAAUCAAACAUAUGGAGCUGUCCAUCAUCCGUCGCGAGACUACAGGCUCACCUCCGAAUCAAUACAAUGAAUCCGAAACCAUCACGAAAUUUGAAAUCAUGGAUGGUGCACCGGUGCGAGGAGAAACGAUCCCUAUCAGGCUCUUUUUAGGCGGCUUUGAAUUAACACCCACCUUCAGGGAUGUGAACAAGAAGUUCUCGACUAGAUACUACCUUAAUCUAGUCUUGAUCGAUGAAGAAAACAGAAGGUAUUUUAAACAACAAGAAAUCACGAUCUUCAGGAUACCGGAGAACUAAGAAUGAUGUGGCAGGCACUGUCUGGAUGCCAGUAACUUGCUACCGUAUCUUCAGUGCUGUACCUGUCAUUCAAAAUACAGUCUUUAGGAAAAGCCCCGAGAUGAUGCUGUAGGGAAAUGAGGAAAAGAUUCGCUUUUGCAUAUUUUCCGGUACAAGAGAUGGACAAGAUUGAAGAUGAGAAGUUAUGUGUCACAGAUGGGAUGAUUAUAGCAAAUCUGCGUGUAUAUGGGCAGGUGAUCGUGAUGGCCUUUUCGGGUAGCAAGCUAAUGGUCUUCGAUGAGAGUCUGUCGCACAUACUUGUUUUUUAAGUUGAAUGCUGGUUGAGUUGGCGCUUUUGGCUGGAUGAACUUCAUGUCGGCCGGCGCCUGUUCCUGCAAUGAUCGUAGAAAUCGUCCACUCGGAUAUUCUGU